CAACAUAUUCUUUCUAAUUAAUCAAAUUACUUGGCAUUCUCUAAUGUGUAUUGAGCGUCUACAAAUGAUCCAAAACUAUGUUACAGCACAAAAUCAAGUGAGAGUGAACAAUUCAGCUCAUAAUGGCUCAACUAAAAAACAAAAGAUGCUUAGCGGUUUUAACAUAUAUUCUACUCGAUUGGUUUGACCUUUGCUUUUUUCGUAUAGUAUUUCACAUUCUCUCGUAGCAACAGAAGGCGGUAUUUCGAAGGGAUACAUAUGUUCUUGUUCGUAUUCAGCUUUAUUUCCUGUUUCCUGACUUCUAAUGCCCAGACAGAAGUUGGUGGCAUCAGAGCCAUACGCUUGGCUCCUAAAACCAGUCUUUAUCCUGAAGGGCGUGAUGGUGUUUUGGAAGUUAAUUACAACGGUACUUGGGGAACUAUUUGCAACAUUGGGUUCGACGAACUAGCGGCGUCAGUUGCAUGCUUUAUGCUUGGGCUUCCACCUCGCGGUGUCCCUAUAUUGAACAGCAUUCGUCGAAGUCCCAAUUCGUCUCCUCUGUUGUCGGAAUUCAAUUGCACUGGAAGAGUCCUUUUGACAUCUGGCCGUCUUAGCACUGCCACUACACAUUUAGGCGUUUGUUCCUUUACAACCGAGAUUCCCUCUACCUGUCUGGCAAAUAAUCGCCAGACUUCAAUAGUUUGUCUAGACCCUGCUGAGACGACAACUACAACUACUCCUGCUCCAAACUAUAUGACGUUGGCUCCAGUUAACUGUAACUCUUCUGAUUACUCGUCUAUUCGUUUGGUAGAUGGAACAAACAACGCUGGCCGAGUAGAAGUAAAACAUCCUCAAACAAAUCAAUGGGGUACAAUAUGUGCCGAUGGUUUUGAUUUACAUGCAGCACGUGCUCUUUGUCGAAUGUUAUGCACAAGCUCUGAUAAUCUACAGUAUGCUUAUCCAGUUUUAUACUUGUAUGGAAGUGCUUCCAAUUCAACACCGAUUCAUUUAUCACGUUUAGAGUGUCCAGUGAAUGCAUCAAGUUUAAAUGAUUGUAAAUUAGGUGGUGGUUGGGGUUCAGCACCUGGUUGUACACAUGGUAUGGAUGUUGGCUUACAAUGUGGACCACCGUCAGCUUCGGAAGAUCCAGAUUUUUAUCAACCUGUAUUCUAUUGUAAUCAAACAACAGCGAUAAUUAUCUAUGAUAAAUAUUAUAAUCCAGAUUUGAAUUCAAGUAUGAUUCGAUUAGAUCAAGAUCUAUUACCAAUUGAAUGUCAAUAUCAUGUAGAUGAUAAUACAACUCAUAUUAUAGCUUAUGUUCCACUUGUUGGUUGUGGUGGGAGUCUAACAUUGAGUAAUUCAACUUCCAUUGCAAUUAAAUUAAAUUUGCUUCGAGAAUAUUUAACACCAGAAAAUGGUAUUAUAUCAAAUUUACCAAUGAAAUUCACUGUGACCUGUUUAAUACCACGUUCAAAACAAAUUCAAUCGGAAGUUGUUGCUUCACCAAAUAUUACUACAAAUUUAUUAUAUCAAAGUGAGAGUGUUUUAUCAACAUUGAAAUUAUAUCGUGAUCAAUUAUUUACUGUCCAAUUACAACAACCUAUUACUAUUCCACCGGGGGAUAAAGUUUACGCUCUUGUUUCAUUGGUUAAUCCACAAAAAACAAGUAAAUUAAUAUUGGAGAACUGUUGGGCAACUGCUACACCUAAUCGUAAUUCAACAUUAAAACAAGAUUUAAUUGUUAAUAGAUGUGCUGCAUAUGAAGAUCUUACGGUUGUUCCAUCUUCAGCUACACAAGUUGGUUUCACAUUUAAUGCAUUUUAUUUAAAUACUGCCGGAUCAAUAGUUCCUAUCUAUUCAAAUCUUUAUCUACAUUGUGAUAUACGUGUAUGUGAUAUAAGAGAGAAUAAUGAAAAUUGUCAGCAGUAUUGUCAAUCAUCAAUAAUAUUUUCAACAUUAUCACCAUUAACUAUGCUAAACACAACAUCAACUGGUGUUCAAUCAGUGAAAAGAUAUAGACGUGAUUUAAAUUUUAUCAAUCCAAAAUUUCUUCAAUCACAUGGACAUAUUCAUGUUGAAAGUGGACAAGUUAUGACAGUGUAAUAACGAUAAGAUUCAUAUUAAUGAUAUAAAUCAAAUCAUUAUUCUAAUUAUGUACACAAGCUUUUACCGAUGGACCAAUCAUUCAAUUAUCAAUGAAUGAUUAUUCAUAUUCAAUACAAAUUAGUUAUUAAUUGAGACUUUUUAUACACGUUGUUUUUAUAUUGAAAAAACAAACAAACAGUAUUCUAAAUAAAACAAAACAAUACACCUUAUCAUAAAUUGUCUUAUUAUCUUCAUAGGGUAACUCAGUUUACAUUAAGUCUGAUUAUAGUUACCCGAUGUUUGUUUGUUUGCUCGUUUUUAUUUCCUUUUUUGUUAUAAAUAUUUAACCAGUUUGUUUGAAAUAAAUUUACCAUUUAAAUAAUACGUGUAUUUGUCUCUGGUUGAAAUCAUAGGUCAUUUGAAGCUAGGCCAUCAUGGAAAACCUGGAAGCGCCGAACGUUCGUUUCGUCCUAGUAUGGGACUCCUCAGCAGUGCGCAUCCACGAUCCCGCACUCCGCGAAAUUCGAACUCAGGACCUAUCAGUCCCGCGCCAGGCGCUUAACCAACUAGACAACUGAGCCGGCAUCCAACGGUGUUAAUGUCUAACUUCAACCAAUCCACUUGUAUUUGUGUUAUGUCCUUUGACCUGUCUACCCACUGUUGGUGCUGAGGAUACUUAUCUAAUCCAAAUUAAGACCUUGGCGCGAUAGACUGGCCGACCUAACCUUGAGGUUAGUACGCGUGAGUUCGAAAUGGGGUAGAGAGAAGAAAACUAUUCUAUCACCUGAUUGGCUGACAAGCAUACGAAUGAGAGAAGACAAGACAACUGGAACACUACUCGAUCUAUUCCCGAUUUCUCUGAUUUCAGAUUAGUGUAAAAACGUACAUGAAUAAAUAGGUGACUAACCCGACCACAACGUACAAUAAUUAGGGAAAAUACAAUUAUGUCCAAAGCUGGGAAUUAAAGUAGAAAAUAGGGUGCAAAAUAUUAUGUUUAAAUUACAAUAGAUUCGGAACAGAAAAGAAUAUAGGAGUGAAUCAUACAUCGAACGAAAGCUUAUGUUCUGUAGAAUAGAUUAGGGGCAAGAAUAAGUGUUAGUGUUUUACAAGCUUUGCAUAAAAUGAAAUAACGUCCCGAAAAAUAGCUUUCGUAGUUUGUCAGAGCUUCUUGUUUCCCUGUUCACAUAAAUUUGCUUGUCUCUGUUCUAUUCUACCUUUUCUUACUUUUGAGGAAAAAACAUAAUCUCUAAACAGUAUUCAAAUGUUAAAUAUUAUAAUACAGGUUCAAAUUUAAUUUCCCCUAGAUCAUAUCAUUUUAAGAAAUUACAGAACAUUAUACAUACAAGAGAAUAAUAUAAUUAUCAGUAUAGGAUUAUGGUGAUUGAUGAUUUCCAAUAGAGAUCAUGAACCGAUCAAUAUUAGACAACCACUGUAAACCUCGAUGCUGACUCAAUGGUUUAGAGACUAAGCGUUCUUGCCUGAGGUCCUAAAUUCGAGUCCUGAGUGUGGGAUCGUGGAUGUGCACAACUGAGGAGUCCUUUAAUAGGGCGAAAUGGGCAUCCAGUGCUUCCAGGUUUUCAAUCGUGGUUUGACACUAUUUGAUUCAUAAUCCCUAUUACAAUAGUAUAAUUUAAAAAUGAAUUUUACGUACAUUUAUAGCCUAAUAAAUAAAUGAAUCAUCAUUCAAGAGUUAAAUUAAGACAAAUAUGAAAUAUCACUAUUAAUUACUUAAAGUGAAAUAUUAGAUCAAUUUUAUUCUCUAAUAUGUAGUAUAUAUAAAUAACAAUGGGAAGAUACAAGUAAAACAACACCAAGUGAAUUUAAACUUCACCCAAUUUCACAAGCAGGACUCAGUAGCUGAGUAUAUAACGCGAUGGCCUUUGACGAGAACGGUACUAGGUUUGAGUCCCGGAGUGAACAUCAACUCUGGGAUGUAGGUACAUCCAACUGACAAGUCCCAAACAGGACGAAACGCGCAUCCUGGAUUUCACUGCUAACCACUAUCCAUCUUUGCUUAAAAAGCUUGUGACUUAAGGCUAUAUCGAUGCAAUCUGUACAGGAUGUACAUAUACCAACAUGAGGCUGAUCAAUUGCAGUCCUAAAUAACGAUAGAAAGAUACAAGUAAAACAACAAGUGGAUCUAUUAAGUAUGGUGUAUUUAGUUUUUCGGAUCUCAUUUCAUUCAUUUAAUGAAUGAUUGUCAUAUAAUAGAGUGCGAUUUCUUUCUUUUUUUUUACCAAAGACUUCAUGUAUUUGAUUAAGUCAUUUCCAACUAUCCUUUAUAAAUGUACCAUCGUAGUGCAGCUUACCAUUCUGGAUGUGAAUAAAAAAUAUACUGAAAUCUUUAAUGGAACGAAUAUUUUAUUAUACAACACUUAUUAUAUGACUAAAAAGAACUUGAAUACAACAACACAUUGAGAAUAAUCUCAACUUAGAAAAAUAACAUGUGAACCGUAUGAAAUCGUAUGAAUGUUUGUUAUCGCCUAUUCUCGUAUAUAAUCAUCGACUUUAAUCGCGUUAGUCAAUAACGGAUUUAGAUAAGUCAAAUAACGAGAAUGGACUUUCGAAUACAUAUAUUUUGUAUAUGAAACGAAUAGAGAGAAGAGAAACGACGCAGAGUGGAGAUGGAUGGUAAGCCAACUCCAUUUCUAGCCAGGCGUUACGCAAUAUUUAUAGGCAAACAAAAUAAACUACAUACAUGUGAUGAGACAUCGGAUAUGAAGUGUACACACAUAUACGUUCAUACAAAAACAGUCAAGACUGAUAAGUGAAUAAUUAACAAGGUCAAAAUACGACUCAAGUAGAAUGAAUAGAAUGGAAUUUCCAGAAGCUAGAAUAAGGUAUAUGGGCUUAACAACAUAACCGACACUACAUCCUAAUGUGUACAAAUUUAUUAUCCUAAAAAACUGAUGGAUUGUUUUAAUCAAGUGUUUUUUCUUUUCAAUAAUCAAGUUAUUCUUUAGUAAAAUUAUCAAUAUUUAUUAACUGAGAAAAAUACUUAUUUUCACAAUAGUAUACAGUUAACUGGUAUCAACCAUAGUCUGAAAACAUAUUUGUAGAAGAACAUAUACAAUUACAUUGUGUGUUAUGAAUACAUUUGCAGUAAGGAAACAGAUUUCCCAAUCUCUAUAAACUAUUGUACAG
Schistosoma haematobium is the source of this 5208-nucleotide messenger RNA. RefSeq names its product Soluble scavenger receptor cysteine-rich domain-containing protein ssc5d, variant 2 (gene SSC5D). Bases 259 to 2082 code for a protein of 607 amino acids. Lineage: Eukaryota; Metazoa; Platyhelminthes; Trematoda; Strigeidida; Schistosomatidae. Gene Ontology annotation, cellular component: membrane. The record is from RefSeq and is a predicted model, not a curated record. The transcript has 11 exons.